Molecule: messenger RNA, 465 nt
Organism: Bathycoccus prasinos
Lineage: Eukaryota; Viridiplantae; Chlorophyta; Mamiellophyceae; Mamiellales; Bathycoccaceae
Product: mago nashi
Exons: 1
Coding region: 1-465 (154 amino acids)
Biological process (GO): RNA splicing
Cellular component (GO): nucleus; exon-exon junction complex
Source: RefSeq, a predicted model, not a curated record
AUGAGAGACUCCGUCGAGACAGACGAUCGGGAAGAUUUUUACGUCCGAUACUACGUCGGCCACAAAGGUAAAUUCGGCCACGAGUUCCUCGAGUUCGAGUUCAAACCGGACGGAAAGUUACGGUACGCGAACAACAGCAACUACAAAGGCGACAAGUGCAUUCGGAAAGAGAUGUGCGUUUCGCGAGCGGUGCUCAAAGAACUGAAACGAAUCGUCACAGACUCGGAGGUGUUGAAAGAAGACGACGAAAACUGGCCGGAAGCGGACAGAGUUGGACAACAAGAGCUCGAAAUCGUCCUAGGAAACGAACACGCGUCGUUUCAAACCGCGAAGAUUGGGAGCCUUUUAGACGUGCAAAACUCGAAAGAUCCGGAAGGUUUGAAACAGUUUUAUUACUUCGUGCAGGAUUUGAAGUGCUUCGCGCUGAGUUUACUGAACGUGCACAUGAAAGUGAGACCUAUUUGA